AGGGUACUGCGCGGCGGCUUCAACAACAACCAGCGAGAAAUUUCGUCUCUUGGAGUCGGUGCGAAAGUCACGGUAGGGGUCGGCGCGUUACCCAUCGCAAUCGAACAGAAACAACUCGGGCUGUCAUACGCAACCUAGAGAGCCCCGUGGAUCCGGACCUCGCAGAUACGAUUGCCCGGCGAGCGGAUCGAUUCUUUAACAAGGUCGGCUUCUCACAAUGGCGCUGAUCAGGAGAGUCGAAUCUCUGAUCGACGGGUUGCUGAAGCAAUACGCUCUCCCGAUUCGACGGCGUGAAAUGGCAUGGCGAUGUCACGGCAAGAACAACGAUGAGCUGGUCAACAAUUUAUCAAGACACAAUGUCCUCAAGACGGAACGCAUCGCAAAUGUCAUGAGAAAAAUCGACCGCGGAGAUUUUGCUAUGUGUACCGACACUGCGUACGAUGAUGCGCCGCAAGCGAUCGGCUUCGCGGUGACAAUAAGCGCCCCCCAUAUGCAUGCCUACGCUCUUGAAGCCCUGAGGGACCAUUUGCCUGAAGGAGGUCGAGCCUUGGACAUCGGGUCUGGGUCAGGAUACCUCACGGCGUGUAUGGCGGCGAUGGUGGGACCCCGCGGGAGAGCCAUUGGAGUGGAUCACAUUCCGCAAUUAGUAGAAAUGUCGGUCAAGAACGUCAAGAAGAAGAACAAGAAGAUGCUGGAAACUGGUCAACUUCAGUUGUUUGUUGGAGACGGCCGGGACGGUUAUCCUGGGGAAGCUCCAUACGAUGCAAUUCAUGUCGGAGCGGCUGCUGAGGAGCUGCCGACGAAACUUGUCGAUCAACUGAAGCCUGGAGGACGUUUGGUUUGUCCUGUCGGCAAGGAAUACGACGAUCAGGUCCUACUGCUAGUUGAUAAGAAAGCGGAUGGUAGUCUGGUGAAAACCAAACUAUUCGGGGUCAGAUACGUGCCAUUGACGGAUCGUGAGAAGCAGUAUCCUGGAAGAAUCAGUUAGGUGUCGAUUGCCAAGGGGAUCGAGGAGCUCGAGUUGUUCAGAUCGCUUGAGGAUGAGCUCACAUGACCCCGAGACUCGCUUUACCUUGUCGAAUCGGUGGGCAUCGUGGCAGAAGACCCCGAGCGGAGAGCUUUCGGAAUUUGUCCCCGUAGCGUUGUUCACCCCAAGACCUUCAAUGAUAGGUACUCGAAAAUGUUCCGGAGCGCUCUCCUCAACUGAAUUUAGACUCUUGGUAUUCAUCGAGUCGGGGAGUAGUGUUCGCGCUCCUUGAGGAGAUCUUGAGGAAUUUUCUGUGAAUGGUCGCCUUAUGAAGCAUAUUUUCAUUAUGAUU
Messenger RNA from Galendromus occidentalis (western predatory mite), 1319 nucleotides. RefSeq names its product Protein-L-isoaspartate (D-aspartate) O-methyltransferase (gene Pcmt). The transcript has 7 exons. Gene Ontology annotation, molecular function: protein-L-isoaspartate (D-aspartate) O-methyltransferase activity. NCBI's taxonomy places the organism in Eukaryota, Metazoa, Arthropoda, Arachnida, Mesostigmata, Phytoseiidae. Gene Ontology annotation, cellular component: cytoplasm. Gene Ontology annotation, biological process: protein modification process. The record is from RefSeq and is a predicted model, not a curated record. Bases 218 to 988 code for a protein of 256 amino acids.